GAUCUUCCUCGUGAUCCGUGACCGUAGCUCUCUCAUUUCCUUUUCACUUCUCCUAGUCGAAGGGCGCUACCACUUCUUCUUCUUCUUCUACUACACUACCUGAGAGCAGUACCGCAUUCUCAUCGGUUGGCUCCGACUCGUUCUGGAAUUCGGGCUCCGUUUUCCCGUGUUCCUGACCUGAAUGCGGGUUUCCUUUAUUGAUCCUUUGAGCUUGAUGCGUGACUGACUGAUCGGAGCUGGGUUAAAGGAGCUUUCUUUGCACAAGAUGUCAGGCCCACUGGACCGGUUCGCCAGGCCUUGCUUUGAAGGGUUCUCUGGUAGCGAUGAGAGAAAAGAAAGGAAAUCUGAUUUUGAAAAUUCUGAGGACGAAAGGAGGUUUAGAAUUGGGUCUCUGAAAAAGAAAGCGAUCAAUGCAUCUACCAAAUUUAAACACUCUCUCAAGAAAAAGAGUAGAAGAAAAAGUGAUGGUCGAGUCAGCUCUGUUUCUAUUGAGGAUGUUAGGGAUGUUGAAGAGCUCAAGGCUGUUGAUUCAUUCCGACAAGCACUGCUCUUGGAUGAACUGCUACCAGAGAAACAUGAUGAUUACCAUAUGAUGCUGAGGUUUUUGAAAGCAAGGAAGUUUGAUAUUGAGAAAGCAAAGCAUAUGUGGGCUGAUAUGCUUCAGUGGAGGGAGGACUUCGGUGCUGACAACAUUAUGGAGGAUUUUGAAUUCAAAGAGUUGAAUGAGGUUUUAAAGUAUUAUCCUCAUGGUCACCAUGGUGUGGACAAGGAGGGAAGGCCUGUUUACAUUGAAAGACUGGGAAAAGUUGAUCCUAACAAACUUAUGCAAGUUACAACUAUGGAUCGCUAUAUAAAAUACCAUGUGCGGGAGUUUGAGAAAAGCUUUACCAUAAAGUUUCCAGCUUGCACCAUUGCUGCAAAGAGGCACAUAGAUUCAAGCACUACAAUCUUAGAUGUUCAAGGCGUGGGCUUUAAGAACUUCACAAAGUCUGCACGGGAACUCAUCAUGCGGCUGCAGAAAAUUGAUUGUGACAAUUAUCCGGAGACUCUUUGCCAAAUGUUUAUCAUCAAUGCUGGCCCUGGGUUUAGGCUGCUAUGGAACACCAUAAAGACUUUUCUAGAUCCCAAGACAACUUCCAAGAUUCAUGUUCUUGGAAACAAAUACCAGAACAAAUUGCUUGAGAUAAUCGAUGCCAGUGAAUUACCAGAGUUUCUUGGUGGCUGCUGUACCUGUUUAGAUCAGGGAGGUUGCCUCAGGUCUGACAAGGGGCCAUGGAGAAACCCUGAUAUAUUAAAGAUGGUGCUUAAUGGUGAAGCACGGCGUGCUAGGCAGGUUGUGAAAGUUUUAAACAGUGAGGGGAAGGUUAUUGCCAUUGCUAAGCCACAUUGCCCAAUGCAGUUGAGAGGUAGUGAUACUUCCACUGCUGAAUCAGGAUCUGAAGCUGAAGACAUCACUUCACCAAAAGCAAGUAAGAGUUAUGCACACCUUCGAUUGACUCCUGUUCGUGAAGAGGCUAAGGUCGCUGGAAAGGCAAGCUUUGCUGGUAGGUUCUCGGGUUAUGAUGAAUAUGUUCCAAUGGUUGAUAAGCCUGUUGAUGCUGGUUGGAAGAAGCAGAUGCCACUCCAUAAGCCUUAUGCUCCCAAAGGGACACUUCCUCUUCCCGAGACCCAAAAGACACCUGAAGGGAUUCGUGCUCGGAUGCUGGUGGUGAUUAUGACCUUCUUCAUGAUCCUUCUCACUCACUUCCGUUCAGUGGCUGGUCGUCUGACAAAGAAGCUUUCUGAAACACCAAGUAAUCAUGAGCAAAAUACUCAUUCCUUGACGGUUGAUGGAACUGACAAAGAGGAUUUUCACACCCCUUCACCAACUCCAGCUCACACUGAGGCAGAUCUCCUGUCUUCUGCGCUGAAGAGGUUGAGUAAGCUUGAAGAGAAGGUUGAUACACUCCAAUCAAAGCCAUCUGAGAUGCCUUCUGAGAAAGUGGAAUUGCUUAAUGCUGCAGUUUAUCGCGUGGAUGCCUUAGAGGCAGAGCUAAUUGCAACUAAAAAGGCUCUGCAUGAAGCUUUAAUGCGGCAAGAAGAAUUGCUUGCUUACAUAGACUCCCAAGAGGAAGCCAAGUUGCGGAAAAAGAAGUUUUGCUGGUAAGAUGUUUGGCCGACGACAAUGCUACAGGAGAAGAUCCGUUUCUUAGUGCUUUGGAUACGCAAUCUUGAACAGUGCAUCAAUGAGAAACAGACCUCGUUGUCAAGAUGUAAAGAAUAGCAUUGAUAUACUGAAACUGUCAGCAGUUUGUUUUAAUGUUUUUUGUUUUUUGUUUUUUUUUCAAACGUCGUACCUCCCAUGUAAUGUUCGGAAAGAGUGGACUUCUCAACCGUUGAGUUUUCAUAUCUUUGACUUUUAGGGCCUUAGAGAGUUGAGAUCAUUAGAUUUAAACAUUUGAUGGGAGAGUUAUCCAACUUUAAUGAAUCACUUUUGUGUCUCCAA
Molecule: messenger RNA, 2485 nt
Organism: Carya illinoinensis
Lineage: Eukaryota; Viridiplantae; Streptophyta; Magnoliopsida; Fagales; Juglandaceae
Product: phosphatidylinositol/phosphatidylcholine transfer protein SFH6-like
Exons: 14
Coding region: 266-2146 (626 amino acids)
Source: RefSeq, a predicted model, not a curated record